AUGAACAAAACCCUAGACCUUCAUGCUCUCAUCGCCCAGCUCCAGCGCUCCUCCCUCUCCACCGCCCUCCGUCUCCACGCCCGCCUCCUCGUCUCCGGCCUCCAUUCCUCCCCCUUCGCCAUCUCCGCCCUCAUCUCCCUCUACUCCAACCUCUCCCUCCCUUCCCUCUCUUACUCCGUCUUCCUCUCCUCCUCCCUCCCCCAUCACCCACCUUCCCUCUUCGUCCACAACUCCCUCAUCUCUGCUCUCUCCUCCAACUCCCUCCCCUCCCUUGCCCUUCACCACUUCCACCUCCUCCACUCCCACCCUGUUCUCCGCCCUGACCGCUUCUCCUUCCCCUGCGCCAUCCGCUCUUGCGCCGACCUCGCCGCCUUCGAACAUCUCCUCGCGAUCCAUGCGGUUCUCUUCAAGUCCUGUCUCGAAACUGAUGUCUUUAUCUCCAGCGCUCUCAUCCAUGCUUAUCUUAAGUUCGGCCUUGUCGCUGACGCUGAGAAGGUGUUUGGUGAAUUGCCUGAGAGAGAUGUUGUGUUAUGGAAUGCGAUGGUUAAUGGAUUCUCGCAGCUUGGAGAUUUCCCUCGUGCAAUUGAGUUUUUUGAUCGGAUGCUGCGCGAGGGAGUUCCGUUGAGUCGGUUCACCAUUACUGGAGUGUUGUCUGUGUUCACAACCACCGGCGAUUUACUCCAUGGCAGGAUGAUCCAUGGAUUUGCACUUAAGGUCGGGUAUGAUGAUGGGAAUGCAGUGUGCAAUGCGUUGAUUGAUUUGUAUGGGAAAUGUGAAGUUUCAGAGGAUGCAGUGAAGGUGUUUGAUUUAAUGCCUGAAAGAGAUAUCUACUCAUGGAAUGCAAUGAUCUCGGCGCACGAAAACUCUGGAGACCAUGCCAAAAGCUUAAGACUCUUUGCAGUGAUGCGGCUCAAUGGGGUCUGGCCAGAUGCCGUCAGUAUGGCAACGGCCCUCCCUGCAUGUUCACAGAUCGCUGCACUAUCCCACGGGAGGGAAAUCCAUGCGCUUAUGGUCGUAAUGGGAAUCGCAGGAGAGGCUGUGUUUGUUGACAACGCCCUCAUGGACAUGUAUGGAAAAAGUGGUUCAUUGGAUGAUGCAAAGAGACUGUUUGAUAAAAUGCCACAGCGGGACACAGCAUCAUGGAACAUCCUGAUUGCAGCACAUGCGGCGCAUGGGUUAGCACAGGAAGCAUUGAAGCUGUUUGAACGGAUGUGUGAGACUGGGGUGGAGCCAGAUGCAGUGACAUUUGUUGGAGUUUUGACAGCAUGUAGCCAUGCUGGGUUGGUGAGUGAGGGGAAGAAGGUGAUGGAGAGGAUGAAAGGGGAGUUUGGAGUGGAGCCGGAGAUGGAGCACUAUGUGUGUGCAGUGGAUAUGCUGGGGCGGGCGGGAAGGUUGGAGGAGGCGAAGGAGUUGGCAGAGAGGGCUGGGGAGGUGGCAGCAUGGAGGGCUUAUUUGUGGGCGAGCGGGGAGGAGGUGGGGAGGGUGGAGGAGGUGGUAGAGAGGGUGGUGGGGAGGGACGAGGGGGAAGUGGGGGUUGGGUGUUGGUGGCAAAUGCAUAUGGGAGGGCGGGGAGGUAUAGGGAGGUGGAGAAGAUGA
Dioscorea cayenensis subsp. rotundata (Guinea yam) is the source of this 1596-nucleotide messenger RNA. RefSeq names its product pentatricopeptide repeat-containing protein At3g14730-like. Gene Ontology annotation, biological process: RNA modification. The transcript has a single exon. Gene Ontology annotation, molecular function: protein binding; RNA binding. Bases 1 to 1596 code for a protein of 531 amino acids. The record is from RefSeq and is a predicted model, not a curated record. Lineage: Eukaryota; Viridiplantae; Streptophyta; Magnoliopsida; Dioscoreales; Dioscoreaceae.